Emiliania huxleyi CCMP1516 is the source of this 937-nucleotide messenger RNA. RefSeq lists its product as hypothetical. The record is from RefSeq and is a predicted model, not a curated record. The transcript has 4 exons. Lineage: Eukaryota; Haptophyta; Isochrysidales; Noelaerhabdaceae. Bases 63 to 713 code for a protein of 216 amino acids.
CUUUUUGUGGUUCGGCGGCUGCCUAAACAACCCCGCCGCCCAUCAGUUGCGCUCGGCUGACCAUGUUCCGACGCCUACUCUCGGAUGUGGCCGAGGGCUCAGGGGUGCUCUUGGAGCCGCGGGGGUGGCGCCCCCCCCUCCCAACCGCCAGCGCGGCGGACGACGCGUGCGCGGUCGAGAGGGACGCUUUCCUCUCACGGUGCGGCGAACAAGGAGAGGAGCUCUGUCCCGCAGCUGCGACCGACCUCGACCUCCUAAAGUGCCUAUCGACGGUCGCGAGCCGGACCCGGGGAGAAGUGGGCGAGAACUGCGAGGUUGCAAUGUCGCGAUUCUCUGACUGCUUGUACGGCCCGCGCCUGCUCCUCCCGAUGGAGCUCGCCUCGGUCCUCCUCCUCGCUGCGGCGAGCGGCGUCCUCUUCUGCUCCGUGCUGCGCUGCUGCCUCCGCCACCUCUGGCUGCGCCCCGUCUCCGGGCUCCACUCGGCGCGCGCGGCAGAGGCGAUGCUCGAUCAAGGCGACUCGGAGGCGGAGGAGGAGGAGGAGCCCCACGCGACCGAAGUCGGCCUCGAGCCGCUGCGCAUCGCCAAUGCUACCGCCAGCGGCAAGGCGGCGCCCGCUGGCGCCGCAGCCCCGGCAGCGGAGGACGAGCUUCUCCCCGCGUACACGGACGUCGUCGCUGGAGCCGCCCUCGCCCUCCAGCCGCGCGCGUCGUGAGCGCAGUGUACUGUGGGCGUGGUGGGAUGGACACCUCUCGUGGAACUGUCUGCGCCGCGCGGUGGCCGUGCUCGUGUUUGCUAGGAGACAGUGGGGGGCGCGGCACUCGGUGCCUGUGGACGAGGGAGCUGCCGCGGCGUGCGGGAAGAGGACGUGUCGUGGUCGUCGCGCGCGCUGCCGAUCGCGCUAUACGCGCAGCAUGUACAAAAAAAGGCCAAAACUGA